Molecule: messenger RNA, 1160 nt
Organism: Ricinus communis (castor bean)
Lineage: Eukaryota; Viridiplantae; Streptophyta; Magnoliopsida; Malpighiales; Euphorbiaceae
Product: 50S ribosomal protein L10, chloroplastic
Exons: 2
Coding region: 104-802 (232 amino acids)
Biological process (GO): translation
Cellular component (GO): large ribosomal subunit
Molecular function (GO): structural constituent of ribosome
Source: RefSeq, a predicted model, not a curated record
UUUUCAACUUUCAGUUAUUUUCACCAUCCAUUGAGCAAUAAUGAUAAGAUAAGCCACAAAAAAGAAAACCCACACUUUGCCUUUCUCUGGCUCCACAAUCGCCAUGGAAACUACACUUCUCUCUUUCCCAUCUUCAAAGACAUCACCUUGUCAAACCCUAACCCAAUUUCGCUCUUUCAGAAACCCAUUUCCUCUUUCAAAAUCGUUCAGAAAACCCACUUCUUACAAACCCAUUUCAAUCAACUCAGCAAUUUCGAGAACCAAGAAAGAAGAAACAGUAGAAACAGUGAAAACCCAGUUGGAAAAUUGCUAUCUCUUAGCAGCUAUUAAAUAUACGGGCUUUACAGUGAAACAAUUUCAAGAUUUGAGAAGAGCAUUGCCUGAAUCUACCAGACUCAUUGUUGCUAAGAACACUCUUGUUUUCAAAGCUAUUGAAGGUACUCCAUGGGAAGCUUUAAAGCCAUGUAUGAAAGGAAUGAAUGCUUGGCUUUUCGUUCAUAGCGAAGAAAUACCUGAGGCUCUUAAACCUUAUAGGACUUUUCAAAAAGAUAAGAAAUUGGAGAGUAAUGACUUUACUGGUGCUGUCUUUGAGGGCAAGUUUUAUGGGCCUGAUGAUUUUAAGCAACUUGAGACAAUGCCAUCAAGAGCUGAGAUUUAUGCUAAGAUCUUAGGUGCAUUGCAGAGUCCUUCAAUUGGGUUGGUUAGUACUUUACAGGCUCCUGCUAGAGAUGUGAUUAUGGUGCUCAAAGCUUAUGUGAAGAAACUGGAGGAUGAAAGUGGUGGUGGUGGUGGUGGGCAAUAGUAGAAUGAAUCUGCUUAAAACAUAGCCACCAGAAUGAUUGAUGACAUGCAUCUCAAUUCUCAGCCACUCUCUCAAACAAGUUCAUAAUUGUACCCACCAGUGUAGGCACAAAGGUGAAGCUUUUGGAACUGAGAAAAGAUUCGGUUAUGGUGUUGCUCGCCACCACUUUAUCAGGACUUGCAGAAAGCGGACAUGCAAAAGUACAUGCUUCCCAAUACAAACAAUAGAGGUCAAUGAUGCCUUGAAGAGAAGUAUUGAUUUGUCAACACCAUAGACUAUUCAUGCCAUUAUUAAAAUCAUAGAUUGCACAGCUAGCAGGACAAAUAUAAAACUGGGACACCAGUAUCAUAUUUUCUCA